AUGCCAGCACACACCUCCAAGCGGCGGGCCUGUCAGGUGAGUCAUUCAUCCACAUGUCAGUCUGCGUGAUGGAUGCCGAACGAACGACACAUUGGGGUGGGGAUGGGCAGGUGCCGACCAGUGCGUGUGUAGUAGUAGUAGUGUUUAAAGUAAGGAUUGAAAGGUGGCCCCAUGGCAGACCCUCCCGACAGUAAGUUGACCUCAAAUAUGACUCCUCUCUUUUUGUUGUGAUCCCUCACCUCGGGGAAUCGCCUUGUUUUCUGCAGAAAAAACACACGCUUGGCUUCAAAUGGCGAUUUUUUGACCCCUGUGGUGACCCCUACGAGGCUUUCUGACCCUGGUCGUCGAUUUUAG
Vitrella brassicaformis is the source of this 354-nucleotide messenger RNA. Lineage: Eukaryota; Vitrellaceae. The record is from the annotation of a GenBank genome assembly.